Messenger RNA from Sclerotinia borealis F-4128, 1134 nucleotides. The record is from the annotation of a GenBank genome assembly. NCBI's taxonomy places the organism in Eukaryota, Fungi, Ascomycota, Leotiomycetes, Helotiales, Sclerotiniaceae.
AUGCAGGCCAAUGCUUUGUCCGAACUCUCGAACUCUAGCCUAGCUUGGCUGGCUACUACCAUACCGCUGUUGUUUAUCGCCGUCAUUGCUGUCACAUCCCGCGUUGCAUCGCAACAUGGGAACUUGAAGAAAGUGGAUGCAGGGUUUUUGAUUGCUCUUGGCUUUGUAAUCGCCCAAGAAAUCGUGGGCUGUGUUGGUAUUUUAAUAUGGGGACUUGACAAUAAUGCCGCCAUUCUCAGUCCUGAAAAGGCACAAAACACUACGAUGUGUCUCUACAUCUCCCAAAUCUUCUACCAAACCACCAUCGCCACAAACAAGAUAUCUCUACUAUUCUUCUAUCUUGAUAUCCUCUCCACCCCCAGUCUUCGAUCCAUCUACCACAUCGCCAGUAAAUCAGUAUUCUUGUCCAUAAUCGCCUUCGAUACAGCGACAAUCUUCCAAUGCACACCAAUUCCAUACAUUUGGAAUCGCACUAGUGCAAACGGCUACUGUGUAAAUAUUUCCGCCCUCUCAAUAACUCACGCCGCCACAAAUACAUUCUUCUACCUCCUCCUAUUCAGCCUAUCCCUCCCUAUCAUUCACCCGCUACAACUAAGCACUAGUCAAAGAUAUGCACUAGCAUGCGCCUAUCUCCUUGGAUGCCUCGUCCUCACAACCAGCAUCCUAAACCUAACCGCCCUCAUCCCACCAGCCCCCCAAAAAGCCCCCAACACCCAAAUCCUCCUCACUUACUCCCUCGAAUCUCUCCUCGGUCUCCUCCUCCUCUCCCUACUUACCAUACACACCCAAAUCACGCACCUCUUCACCACCCUCUCCAACCUCCUCUCCUCCCUCCCCUCCCUCCCCCCUCUCCCUCACCUCACCAACUCCAUCCCCAUCCCCCUCACCACCCCCCAACCCCCCGUAGCCCUAACCCGUUUCCCCCCCACCUCCGCAUGGAAAACCCUCAAAUCCCACUCCUCAUUCAUAUCGCGGUCUUCCAAAUACUCUUCCCAAUAUUCCCACUCGCAAAACUCGCAUAACUCGCACCAUUCCAAUUUGACGAGUGGAGUUGCGAGAGCGGGUGUGGAUGUGGAUGAUGAGAUGAUGGUUUAUGUGACGGUAUUGGGGGAGCCGAUGGAAAAUAUACUAUAA